CGCGAGCGUGAACUAUCGUGAUUGCACGAAAUGGUUCGCAAAACGCACAUAAUUGAUAUUUUUUGAUAAAAAACGGCCUAGUUUAGGAGGAGCGACCAGCCAAACCUACACAAACCCUGAAGAACUGCCUCUGGUGGACUUGUGAAGGCCUCAACUGACAGGAUGUCUAUUAUGGAUCAUAGCCCCACCACUGGGGUCGUCACCAUUAUUGUAAUACUCAUCGCCGUCGCCGCACUGGGGGCUUUAAUUCUUGGCUGUUGGUGCUACUUGCGGCUGCAGCGCAUCGGUCAGUCUGAAGAUGAGGAAAGCAUCGUCGGAGAAGGGGAAACCAAGGAGCCCUUCCUGCUGGUCCAGUAUUCGGCCAGAGGUCCGCGGGUGGAGCACAAGACCAAGCUCACUCCUAAUGGGGCCGAGAGCCACACCUAGUUCCCCUCAUCUGCCUUCGCAAUGCAUACUAUGUAGUGGGUCCAGUUUUUAGACUCUGUCAGUCUCGAAGAAUUUCAACCCUUACAAAAUCACUCAAUAACACAUGAAACCACUCUGUUUAAAACAAGCUGAUAAACGAAGGCAAACCUAGUGCAUGCAGUUGUCUAGUUGCUUUGACUGUUGAUUUGUUCGCCCAUUUUGUGGUGGUAGAGCCCUGUUAUAAUGUGAAAUCAACGACUGCAAGCGUUUUGUGCAAUGCUGUUUAUUUGUGAAGCUGGAGCCGAGUUCUGAAGCUAAAUCAAGAUUCAUUCGUUUUCUUUAGUUGUAUUUUUUACUGUACCAUUUCAUCCAGAGCUGGCUCUGGUAUUAGGAAAUUCAACACAUUUCAAUGGACUGAUGUCUAAGCUUUAAAUGUUUUUUUUG
Molecule: messenger RNA, 849 nt
Organism: Rhinichthys klamathensis goyatoka
Lineage: Eukaryota; Metazoa; Chordata; Actinopteri; Cypriniformes; Leuciscidae
Gene: snn
Product: stannin
Exons: 2
Coding region: 163-426 (87 amino acids)
Cellular component (GO): mitochondrial outer membrane
Source: RefSeq, a predicted model, not a curated record